CCGCUUUUUUCCGGGAGCCGCACUCAAAUUUUCUAUCGAAAUUGAAAACCAUCUGUUUCACCCUGAACCAAAUUCCGAGGGAAGAGCAAUGGAAGACGGUGAACAACCCACGAUUCUGAUCACUAACGAUGACGGAAUUGAUGCACCUGGUUUGAGAGCUCUGGUUCAGGUUCUUGUCUCCACUAAUCGUUUUAGCGUUCAAGUCUGCGCCCCUGAUAGGGAGAGGUCGGCUGUUAGUCACGGUAUUACAUGGCUUCACCCUAUAGAAGCCAAGCCAGUAAACAUUGACGGAGCCUCAGCGUACGCAGUUUCUGGGACUCCGGCUGAUUGUGCCUCUCUGGGAAUUUCCAAAGCACUGUUUCCUACAGUAGCUGAUCUGGUACUCAGUGGCAUAAACAUGGGUAGCAACUGCGGUUAUCAUGUUGUUUACUCAGGGACAGUUGCUGGUGCUAGAGAAGCCUUCUUCAAUGAUAUACCUUCUAUCUCCAUUUCAUAUGAUUGGGUUAGGGGAAAGAGUGACAUAAAUGACUUUUCCCUUGCUGCUCAAGCAUGUCUACCUAUCAUAAUUGCGGUACUAGUUGAGAUCAAGAAUCAAAGAUUCCCGCAAAGAUGCUUUCUAAAUGUAGAUUUGCCAGCUAAUAUUGCUGAUCAUAAGGGGUACAGGCUAACAAAGCAGGGAAAAAGUUUUUUCAAGAUGGGUUGGAGGCAAGUGACAUCAGGGACACAAGGAGAAAGAAUGUCAUCUACGAUGACCAUGGAUGUAGAUACAGCAUUACCUACAGAAGCUAACACAUCGUCUGUAUCACCAGAACAUCUCUUAUUCAGGAGAGAAGCAAAAGGUCCUUGCCUUGACGAUGGUGAUACGGAUCAUAAAUUUUUGCAGGAAGGAUAUAUCACUGUGACUCCUCUUGCUGCUCUAUCUCCAGCGGAGGCAGAUUGUCAUGCCUAUCUAAAGGAUUGGCUAUCAAGUGUCCAUGAACUCCCCUCAGCAUCAGCUUUAUAAUGCUACUACUUCAGUUUAAGGUGAUUUCUACCUCAAUCUGCUGCUAAAGAAAUCACUCAAGUCCGGUGCCCAGCAUCAAUAUUCCUUACAGUUUGGUUGCAUCAGUAAGCAUGCCAUUAUUUUCAACAUUGUUGGAGCCAUGAAAGACAUGAAAGACAUUUCUCUAUAGCGUAAUAUAUGAGUGAAUAAGGAAGCCUGUUUUCUGUAAGCUAAUAAGCUAUCGCUCACUUUAAAACCAUUUUGUUGAGAGAUUCCCAUUGUCUUUCAAUCCCUGAAUUCCUACUUCUUACUGCAUCUGUUGAAAAUACAGUAGUGUUUACCUGAAGAUUGCGGUCUAAUAUGGCCUUCCUUCCCAGAGGGCAUGUUUUGAAAUCAAAUCCUCAGAUGGAUGUUCCCCCAAUUUGAGAUAACAUAGCCGCGGCUUUUGAUCGUACACAUAUCUAAGUGCUUGUGCUUUUAGCUCAUGGUGCUAAGCAAUUCAGAAAAUGGGUAUAAACUAUAAGGCUUCUCAUUACUGGUGACUUAGCCUCGUUGUAAUUUAUUUUGGUGGAGCCAUACGUCAUAUCGUGAAUGCAUGCCUUCUCCAUGUGUAAAAAGACAUUUGCUAUUUGGGUUAAUGGCUUAUAAACAAUGUUUCAAUUAUUA
Messenger RNA from Neltuma alba, 1648 nucleotides. Its product is annotated as 5'-nucleotidase SurE-like. The record is from RefSeq and is a predicted model, not a curated record. Lineage: Eukaryota; Viridiplantae; Streptophyta; Magnoliopsida; Fabales; Fabaceae. Gene Ontology annotation, molecular function: nucleotidase activity. The transcript is spliced from 10 exons. Gene Ontology annotation, cellular component: cytosol. The coding region runs from base 89 to 1003 and encodes 304 amino acids.